This is a messenger RNA of Dermacentor albipictus, 839 nucleotides long. The record is from RefSeq and is a predicted model, not a curated record. Lineage: Eukaryota; Metazoa; Arthropoda; Arachnida; Ixodida; Ixodidae.
GUAACCCAUGGCGUAACCGGAAGCGCUUCGCCCAGUGUAUCCCGCGGAAGUGCAGGGUGCCACGCGUCUUGGAGAGCUUGUUGUAGCGGCGACUCGGCUCGGGUGAGCCGGUGAAGUGCUUUUUUUUUCUCCAAGGGCGGGAGUGUGUGGGCACGCCGCACGGUGCGGGAGACGAAGAUGCUAGCCGGGUAGCGGGCACCGCCGGAAUGCCGUCGCCAAACGCGGAUGACGGCGCCUCGGGCAGGGGUACGGUUCGAUGGCGAAGGCCGUCGGCCCUGCUGCUGGCGUGGAUUACGUUCCUUCUCCAGAAUCGACGAGCGGCCACCCUUGAACCGGUGCGGCUGCAGCCCCUGCACUUCCUGCGCUCGGUGGCGGCCGGGGACAACGUGCAAACCAUGUGCGCCGUGCAGAGCGGCGACGAGGUGGACUUCUCGUGGCGCAAGGACGGCCAGCCCCUGUCGGCCAGCGGCCACCGGCUGGUCAUCCACUCGCUGCCCACCACCUCCAUCCUGCUCAUCAAGAACGCCACCGUGUUCGACGCCGGUAACUACAGCUGCGUCGGCCGCAACGCGCUCGGCCAGGACAGCGUCACCGCGCAGCUCAGGGUCGAAGACGCUGUGGAGGAGCCGCCGGGUCCCAGGUGGCAGGGCGCCGGCGAGACGAGCAUCGAGCUGAGCAGCGUGUCCAGACAGGACGUGGGCACGUACCGUUGCCGAGCCGACAAUGGACUCGGCCAGAUUUCGGCCGACAUCCAGCUCGUGGUACGGGUCGUCGUGCAUGAAGCUUGCGCGAAUACAACCACUAACAAUGUGAACGUGCUCAAGGCUGCACAGGGUUGA